Messenger RNA from Manihot esculenta (cassava), 3086 nucleotides. RefSeq lists its product as uncharacterized. The record is from RefSeq and is a predicted model, not a curated record. The coding region runs from base 664 to 2652 and encodes 662 amino acids. The transcript is spliced from 2 exons. Gene Ontology annotation, molecular function: protein phosphatase regulator activity; protein phosphatase 1 binding. NCBI's taxonomy places the organism in Eukaryota, Viridiplantae, Streptophyta, Magnoliopsida, Malpighiales, Euphorbiaceae. Gene Ontology annotation, cellular component: plasma membrane.
UUCAUGAUCAGUUACCACUUCCAUGAUCUCUCUCUCUCUCUCUCUCUCAGAGUAACUUUCAGGAGCUAAAGGAAUCUCAGGCUUUUAGUUUUUUUUUUUCUCCACCAUAAGAACCUCAUCAAAAAUCCAUAAUCAAGUGGGUGGCCCUUCUUCUUUCUCGUUUUGUUAUCUACUGCUAAAAUUGCUUCCUUUUCUUCCUUUAACAGAGUAAUCUUACAUUCCUCUUUUGUCUUCCUAAAUUUCACCUUAAAUUCCUCUGCUUUUUCUUUCUUCUUGCAGUUCAGCCUCUUCUGAACUGAAUCAUAAUGUUUUCCUCUGCUACUUUUCUUUCUCAUUUUCCCUCUAUCAACUGUUUAUUAGGAUCACAAUGAUGCGUCUGCCCCUUUCCUAAGUCUACCUGUUUCUUAUUCCUCGAAUCCAAGAUUCUUUGUUCUCGUUCCCUUUCCUAGAACUUUCCUAAGUAGAAAAGGAUCAGUCUCUUUGGCUUUUUCUCUUUAACUUUCAAAGUUUAAAGCUUUAGUUGGCAUAUCAGAUGUGGAUAAUGGCGUUUUAACUAGUAUAUUUGCUCUCAUUUCUUCAACUCCUCCUGAAUUCUUGAAUUCUCCAUGUUUUAUUGUUAAGAAGUUCAAAACCUGAACUGGGUUUUACAUAUUCUAGCCAAAAAUGCCACCUUCACACUUCCCUCUUAGGUGGGAAAGCACCGGAGACCAAUGGUGGUAUGCAUCGCCAAUUGAUUUUGCGGCAGCCAACGGUCACUAUGACUUGGUGAGGGAGCUACUCUACCUUGACACUAAUCUCCUCAUUAAACUCACUUCCCUUCGCAGAAUUCGCCGCCUUGAAACCGUGUGGGACGACGAGGAACAAUUCAGUGAUGUUGCCAAUUGCCGUGCUUUCGUGGCUAAGAAGCUUCUCAUAGAAUGUGAAACAAAGAGAGGUUAUAACACUCUCGUUAGAGGUGGCUAUGGUGGUUGGCUCCUGUACACUGCUGCCUCAGCUGGUGAUGUGAACUUCAUCAAGGAAUUGUUGAAGAGAGACCCCCUUCUUGUUUUUGGAGAAGGAGAAUAUGGUGUUACUGAUAUACUUUAUGCUGCAGCCAGGAGCAAGAAUUCUGAUGUUUUCAGGCUCCUGCUUGAUUUUUCUAUUUCAAGGAGUUGUGUUCUUAACUCUGAAAAAGAGUUGGAGCAGCAGCUGGGUGAGAAUUAUUCAGAGUUUAAGCAGGAGAUGAUGAAUAGAGCUGUUCAUGCUGCUGCUAGAGGUGGCAAUUUGGAGAUAUUGAAGGAGCUUCUUGGAGAUUGCCCUGAUGUUUUUAUUUAUAGAGAUGCUCAAGGAUCCACUAUCUUGCAUAGUGCCUCAGGCAGAGGACAGGUUGAGGUAGUUAAGGAUCUGAUAGCAUCCUUCAGCUUUAUCACAUCCACAGAUUAUCAAGGAAACACGGCGUUACAUGUAGCUGCUUACAGGGGAUAUUUAUCUGUGGUGGAGGUUCUGAUACACGCAUCUCCCUCAUUAAUCUCCAUAACAAACAAGUAUGGAGAUACUUUUCUCCAUAUGGCAGUGUCAGGUUUUCGAACUCCAGGUUUCCACAGAGUAGAUAGGCAGAUAGAGCUGAUGAAGCAGUUAGUAGGGGGUAAGAUCAUAAACAUCCAAGAGAUCAUCAAUGUGAGGAACAAUGAUGGAAGAACAGUCCUUCAUUUGGCUGUGAUUGAGAAUAUUCAAUCUAAUUUGGUGGAACUUCUCAUGACUGUACCAUUAAUUAACUUAAAUAUUCGUGAUGCUGAUAGCAUGACUCCACUAGAUCUCCUCAAGCAACGGCCGAGAACAGCCUCUUCUGAAAUUCUAAUCAAGCAGUUGAUUUCAGCUGGAGGGAUGUCUAAUUGUCAGGAUAAUGUGGCUAGAAGUGCUAUUGCUUUCCAUUUAAGAGGGCAGGGUAUAGGAUGCAGUCCUGGCACUUCUUUCAGAAUUCCUGAUGCAGAGAUAUUCUUGUAUACUGGUAUUGAAAAUGAAUCUGAUGCGAGUUGUGAGGUAACAAGUGUAGAUUACAGUUCGUGCUUGAGUGAAGUGAGCGAAUUCGGCACAGCUAAUUCGGUGAAUAAUAAAAAGCCAGCUUCUCUAAAUAAUGCAGCAAGGCAUCUAAAGUCUCUUCUCCAGUGGCCUAAGAAAAAAGAGAAAAAAGCUGUUAGUGCAGGGUUGACAGAUGAUGAUUCUUUAUACUCCUUUAAUUUAUCCAGAAGUUUGGAAGACCGACCGAUAACACUUAGGCAGAGAUACUCAAAACUGUCAUGCCUUUCAAGCAACAAAAGGGCAUUUUCUUCCAGAAGUAGUCUUCCCAGUCCAUCAGCCAGAAAGAAGUUUACUGCCGGGCUAACGCAUGGUGUCAUUCAGGCAAUGCCACAUUUAGCUGUUUCAGUUGAAUCACCUUCAAGUCCUCUUUCAGUAUCAUCCAUGGCUUCACCUGCUUCGGUGGAUAAAGAAAAGGGUAUUGAUAUUGCAGGCCCCUCGAGCUUGAAUCCAUCUCUGAAGCAUAAACCGCCCAUCAAUAAGAAGCUGAUGAACCAGUAUUUUUGCUUUGGCGCACAAGGUGUGGCUGUAGAAAAUUCUGUAAGUUAUUCACAAAAAAAAAGGAGUUACAAGCAUGCUUCUUCGCUGGUAGCCUGAAUUGAUCAUACAAAAAAUAAACCAAAUCGUGGAGACAUGGCAGAAAUGUACAGUUGUGUGAUGCAAUAUGGUCCUGUUCAUCCUUGUCAGGUUGAUAGUUGGUCUCUGCUAUAGAAAUCUUGUUGUCACAGAAGAUAGUGAUCUUAAAGUUUACCAAAUACUCUGCUAUUCUGUAACCUGGGAUGCCUUCUGAUUAGGCUAAAGCUUUAGGUUAAUUACCCAGUGAUAGAAUGAGUGGACUUGCAAAUCAUAUUCUUAGCCAGCGGAGGCAUGCUCUAAAUGCAAUCUUUGAAAAACUGAUACUUUAGUUGAUUGAGAAAAUCAGAGUUUUGGAUAAUUUUAAAACUUUUUCUUGUUAUUGUAACAGCGUCAGCUGCUAUGCUAUAUCCACCACCAACAGAAAAAUAUUCUAAUGGAUUUUUUCACUUGCUCCA